UGAUUGCACGGUUCCGGAGACCCGACGGCCACGUACCCGCCGACGUCGCAUGCCAUGCGCAGUCACGCAUCGCCAUGGAACGAACGAGGAUCCCCCUCUGCUCUGCCCUGCUCCCAGUGUCACAUCCGUCACCCUCUCCCAGCUCUCUGCCACCGCAUAUGCGCCCCGUCCGGUAGGUGCGGCUACCCUCAUGGCUCAUGCACCUAGCUCUCUCGCCCGCCAUGGCCCGCCCCCGCCCCGCAGCCAGGACCGCGGUGGGGCUCCGCCACUGCGCCACCGCACAUGCUCCCCGGAUCGAUCGAUCGAUCGGAUCGCUCGUUCCCUUCCCCACCGCCUGCCACUGCCACCGCAACCCCGUCGCUGCCUACUCGCUUUGUUUGUUCCCCUCCCCGCCCGGUAAAACGCGCGCGCUGCUCCUCCGACCGGCCUCGCCACUGCGUUGCGCCGCUCGUUUUCACCGCGCCGCUCUCCUAGCUUUUAACCCGGCACCGGCUGACGCCCGCCUCGGUCACCCGCUGUUAAGUGCCCGCCUGCGCCUCGCUCGACAGCGCGCACAGGCGCAGCGCGAGGCCGCAUUCAACUCGCCUGGGCCACCACCGCGCUCGCCACCUCCAUAUCACCCGAGAGCGAGCGAGCUACCUCCACCUCACGCCGACAGACGUAACAACCCACCCCGCGCAGCUCUGCGCGUGUCCGCCCCGCCUCCACUGCUGGCAUUUACGUGGCGCUGCUGCUGCUGCCGCUGCCGCUGCGCUUGCUCGCGCGCGGAGCGGGAGGACAUGAGCCGCGCCGCGCACCGGGAGAUGCCGGCCGGGGGCGGGGGCGGUGGCGCGGGGGCGAAGAUCAAGGCGACGCCGCGGGCGCUCUUCUCCUGCGGCAUCUUCAGCACCUGCACGCACCCGGCGCUCAGCCCCACGGCCACGCCCAACAACAAUGGCGCGGCGGGGAACGGUGGGGUGAAGGGUGGUGGUGGUGGUGGGUCGGCCACUCCGGGCGGCGACGCGUCGCCGGCGCUGGUGGAGGCGGCCGCGGCCUCGGCGGUGCCGUCGCCUGUGCAGUGGCAUCGUCAGAAGCAGGUGGUGCACGGGGGUAAUGCUAACGGCAGCAACGGCGCCGGGCCGUCGUCCUCUUCCUCGUCCUCGUCGAGCUCCGCGUCGCAGAGCUUCACGCAGUGGCGGCUGCCGGUGCACCACCCGCAGCACGCGGCCUCGUCGGCGUCCGCGGCGGGGGCAGGGGCGGCCAGCCACGCGGUGGCGGGCAGCACGGAGGAGAAGUUCGCGGCGGGGGAUGUGGUGGCGGCGCUGCGGGCGGUGGAGCGGGAGAUGGAGGCCACAGAAAGUUCAAAGACGGUGCCGCCUGCCGUCGUUGCCGGGGUGGUCGCCGCGGUGCGGGAGCCGGCGACGGCGAGGCUGGCGGCGAAGGUGCUGCUGGUGAUGCUCCUGGAGGAGGGGAACCGCGAGGCGGCGGUGGAGGCGGGCGCGGCGUCGGCGGCCGUGGAGGCGGUGGCGGCGUCGGGCCCCGCGGGCGCGACGGCGGAGCGCGCGCUGGCGGCGCUGGAGCUGCUCUGCACGGCGGCCGGGGGCACCGCGGCCGUGCGCAGGGAGGCCCUGGCGGCGCCCGUGCUGGCGCGCGCCGUGGAGGGCAUGUCCGGGCGCGGGCGCGAGUGCGCCAUCGGCGUGCUGGCGGCCAUCUACGGCGGCGAGGAGGCGGCCGGCGCGUCCCCGCCGCCGCCGGAGGUGGUGAAGGCGGUGGUGGGCGCGAUGCAGGGCGAGUGCAGCGCGCGCGGGCGGCGCAAGGGCGCCCAGCUCCUCCGCGCGCUCCAGGAGGGCGGCCGCCUCGGGCUCGCCUGGGACGGCGUCGGCGGCUCCUGAUGAGCUGAUGAAGCAAGUAGCAACCCGCCGGCCGGCCGCCUCGGCGUCGGCCUCACUCCGCUCCACUCCACUCCGUUAGACCGAAGCUCGAGUAGAAUGGGGCCCCACGCGCAGUGACGGGACGGCGGAUCAUCAGCGGACUGGAUCUGAUUAGGCGGCGCCAUGGGGCCGGCGGCCGCCUCGGCGUCGGCCUCACUCCGCUCCACUCCACUCCGUUAGACCGAAGCUCGAGUAGAAUGGGGCCCCACGCGCAGUGACGGGACGGCGGAUCAUCAGCGGACUGGAUCUGAUUAGGCGGCGCCAUGGGGCCGGCGGCCGCUGUUGCAACAACCUUGGGUGGUUGAUUACAUUAGAUAAUGGAGGUCAGGUGUCCGUCCGUCAGUCACCUCUGUACUAGUACUAGUGUAGGGUCCGAUAAGAUGAGAUGAUCUUGAUUUGUAGUGGUGCCGACUAUAUUCAUCUAUCAGUGAGAUGAGAUCUGCCUGUCCCACGAA
Molecule: messenger RNA, 2365 nt
Organism: Triticum aestivum (bread wheat)
Lineage: Eukaryota; Viridiplantae; Streptophyta; Magnoliopsida; Poales; Poaceae
Product: glycine, alanine and asparagine-rich protein
Exons: 1
Coding region: 198-1871 (557 amino acids)
Source: RefSeq, a predicted model, not a curated record